Messenger RNA from Guillardia theta CCMP2712, 4920 nucleotides. RefSeq lists its product as hypothetical. Lineage: Eukaryota; Cryptophyceae; Pyrenomonadales; Geminigeraceae. The record is from RefSeq and is a predicted model, not a curated record. The coding region runs from base 1 to 4920 and encodes 1639 amino acids. The transcript is spliced from 5 exons.
AUGGUUGCGGGGGAGGCAAGGCGAAUGGCAAAUUUGUGCCGCGAGAUGCGGGAGGGUGAAGAGGGGGACAAGGACAAGGACAAGGACAUGGAGGAGGAGGAGAAGAAGAGAGCAGCAGGAUGGUGGAGCCAUGAUUCUCGUCUGCCUUUCAUCCUCUCCCCGACUUCCUCCGAAUCAUCUUCCAAAGUUUCUGAUUCCAGUUCACGUCAUGCGAGAAUGCCAGGUGAGAAGGACCACAUGCAGCAGCAGGAGCAUCGACCACCUGCUGGCUCCCUGCUGGGAGAUGCGCUGAAACUUCGGAACGAGAGGGAGUUCAGGUUUGCAGUCGCACAACAGGAAGAGCUGUACUGCCCGCAGAGACUGAGAGUGAGUGACGUGCUCGGGAUCGACAAGAACAGAGAUCGGCAUGUGAGCAGAGUGCUACGAGAAGCGCUCAAGUUGAGACGAGAUCGAGAAAAGCUGUUCGACACCAGGACGCAUGCGAACGAGGAGGCUCCGACGAACCAAAAGGUAGCUGUGGGCAACCAUACUGGACAGAGCAGCGUCGAGAGAGCAGGAGGGAGCAUGGAUACCGUGGUCGACGCAGAGAAGGCGAGAUGGGCAAGUGCUGGGCGAGUGCUGAAGUCCCCUGGAGAAGGUCGAGAAAGGACGAUGCCAGUCAAUGGAGACGUAGAUGGAACGGAGAACGUUGGGAGACCGAAUGGAUGUAUCGCAAGGUUGGGGAGGUACGACGACAGAAGGCAAGGGCUGAAGGAGGACCACGAAAUUGCGGAUGAAGAGAUGCGAGGACAAAGCAGUUUGAGCGGCCAUGCAGAACUACAGUCCCGAGGAGGCGGAGGAGGAGGAUUGGGAGGAGGAGGCAGGGGCGGAGGAGUUGCUAGUGUUGGAGCAGGAGGCAGAGCAGAAGGAAGCCUCAGUGUCGGACCAGUCACAAACCCAUCGGCGAGCACAGAGGUCGUGAGAAAUGUGCGGGGGAGCAUGAGGAGCGACGAAAGUGGAGGAGGAGGAGGAGGAGGAGCGGCAGCGGCAGUAGCAGCAGCAGGAGCAUCAGGUGGAGUCAAGGUUGGAAUAGUCUCAGACGCCGAGGGGAGUAUGAAAGUCAUCAGAGGACAGCGAGGGAUUUUGAAGCUCGACAGGAGAGGAAGUGGAGAAAGUUCGGGAGGAGGUGGAGGAGGAGGGGGACGGGAAGGAGCAGGAGACAGCAGGGCGGACGCCAACCGAGGUCACGAAGGGCGAGCGAAGGGGGAGGGGGACCUUGGGGGGCGAAGCAGAGGAGGAGGAGGAGAACAAGGGACAAGGGAGACAGGUGAUCCUGUUGCAGACUCGGCGGGUCCAAGAGGGCAGGGGGAGGAACAGGAGGAAGAGGAAAGGGAGGAGGAACGUGUGGAUGCUAUCACUCAGAUCGUUCGCCUGCUGCCGUCCCUGCGGUCUAGAGGAGCUGACAAGGGGCGAGGAGGAGGAGCAGCGGAAGGGUCAGAGGACGAGGCGGAGGGGAGGAAGAUGUUGACUCUGGAAGCAAGGACCAGGGCGCUUGAGCGAGUGUUCAAGAGCUUUCACGAGGAGGAAGACAGACAGUCGGAGUCACCCGAUGGUUUCUUUGAUGACUUGUACUCCAUGGUGGGAAGGAAGGACGACAUCCUGUCAAAGAAGUCUGUUGAGCCCUCCUCCUCAGCCUCCUCCGCCUCCUCCGCCUCCUCCGCCUCCUUCUUGUCCUCUUCGUUUCUCUCCUCCUCCUCGUUUCUACGGGAUGACAACUCGAUUCCUCGCCCCGUUGCCUCUGAUGCGGAACGUGAUGCACGGUCAAUUUCGUCCUCCGGGGAAGACUUCUACUCUCCCAUAUCGGAAUUUCAUGAGACAAAUCCAAAAGUACAGAUCAAGAUUGGCAGGGAUGCCCAAACUCCCAAUGUCAUCGUCCGGCUGCCGGAGGUGGAAAGUGACCCACCGACGAUUCCGAGAAAUUUGCGAGAAAAUGGGAAAGAAGAGAAAGCGGAGGAUGAGGAGGAGAAGUCAGCAAGAAGGGAAAGAGGCGAAAAAAGAUGCUCCGAGAUGUCAGUCAGCACUGAUUUGUUCAUCGGACAUGGCCAGGAAGGAGAAGGGAAGGCGGUUGUGGAGGAUGAAAGUUUGGAUCCCGAGGCUGAGAGAAGAACAAAAGACAAGGAAGAGAAAGUUAUGAAAGAGGAGCAGGAGGACGAGGGAGAGGAUGAGAGGGAGAGGGAGAGGGAGAGGGAGAGGGAGAGGGAGGAAAACGAUCAACAGGCAAGGUCGGAGGACCUGCAGUCAGAAAUGUCUGCCGCUUCAAGUGGUGGGAAACUGUCAAGAAGUUGGGCCGACGCUCUCUGUUUCAACGAGGAGGAACAGCAGGGGCAGGAGCAGGAGGGGCAGAGGAAGGAGGAGGAGGAGGAGGAGGAGAGGGGGAGAUCGAGAAGAGCAUCAGAAAGGGCAGGGAGGACGGCGCUCUCCCUUUCUUCUACUCCUGUUUCCUCUCUUAACAUGUCAGUUUCCCCUUGCACUGCUCAAGGAUUGGCGACGAAGCUGCUGGUGCUGGCAGAGGAGGGGCAGGAGGAGGAGAAGGAGGAAGAGGUUGUGAACGAGGAGGAGGAGGAGAGGAAGCGAUCCGAUCAAGCACAUCGUCGGCUCGUCCAACAACUUGCCAGCGGAAGAAACUUGCUGCCAAAACGCGAGAACGUGGAGGAUGAGAGGGCUGCGGAGGAGCUCGGGAGUGCGCAGGGAACUAGCCAAUCGACCAGUCCCUCACUCCCAUCGCAGGAGGAGGAGGAGGAGACGGUGUUCCUUGCAGAGUCUCUCAGCUCAAUCUCCGCCAGCUCCCUCCCAGCAGACCCCGACAGGUUUCCGAGAGAGCUGGUUCUGUCCGGUCAGAGCAUGUUCCAUCCUAGCGUUCUGGGUCAGUACAGGAGGAGGUGCGCCCUCGGCCCUCCGCUGUACGACAGGAGAGGAGGAGGGUCGGUGCUCUCCUUCGACAGCAGGAUGCAGGUCUGGUCCUUGCAGUACCUACGGGAGGGGUUGGUCGGCAGCGUCGCCAUGUGGAGGAGGAGCGAGCGAGAGGAAGAGUAUCCUCUGCGGUCCUGGGUAGAGGUGACGAGCGGGGCAGCGUGGCGGAAUCCAGCGAUAUCUCUCAGUCGGGAGGAGGGAGAGGACGAGGACGAGGACGAGGACGAGAAGGAUGAGCAGAGCAAGAGGACGGGGAGGAAGGGGAAGGGGAAGGGAAGGAAGGGCUCGAGGCUACGACAUGCUCUUGCCUCCUCCUUCCAGGAUUUCUCGGCGGGCAGUGGGCAGCUGCUCCCUCCCCUCGUGGAGCUGGAGGAGGAGGAGGCGGAGGAGGAGAUUUCCCUAGCGCCUCAGGUCCUCUCCGAGACCAUCCGAGUCUACCACGAGCUUCAUCCUCCUCAGAUCGAGCUGGAGGAGGAGGCGGAGGAGGAGGAGGGGAAGGCAAGGGGAGGGCUGCCGUCUUGUGGUGCAAGAGGCAGCAGCAAGUCAGUCAGCCUUCGGGUCGCGCACACCCUGGAGGAGGGAGGAGACGUAUGCGUGUGCGCCUGCGUCGGGAUCAGCAGGCAACCUCCUCCUCCUCUCCCUCCUCGCUCCCUUUCCGUCGCUGUGAUCAUCGUCAUUGACUGGAGCUUCUCCGGGGACGCGUUGGACGCGCUGGAGCGGCUGAGCGAGGAGCUGGUGGAGGAGAUAGAAGAGGAACACGCGAUCGGAAUCAUCUCUUCCUCCGAUGCCUCUAGGGUUCACAUCCUCCCGAUGCAGGCCAGCGGGACCAACAAGUCUCAGCUACUCGGUCAGCUGGUCAAGGCCAUCGACCGUGCAAGGAGGAAGGGGCAAGGACGGUCCUCCUCUCCUCUCGCUCAAGCCAUCAUGGAAGCCUUCAGAAUUCUCAAUCCUCCUGCAGCAGAAGACUAUCUCACCCUCCCUCCCUCCUCCUCCUCCUCCUCCUCCUCCUCCUGCCCCGUCCGAUGGAUCCUCCUGCUCACCGGAGUCAACCACGGCGACUCCCCCCCGUCUUCUCACAUGCUCCUCUCCUCCCCUCCUCUCCGCGAGAACCUCCUCCUUCGCGGCUCCACACAGCUGUGGCCCAUCGUCUCCCUUCCCCGCGUCAGCGACGCCAACGAGCCCAUCGACUUCCUGUCCAGCAUGGAGGAGCUUGCCCUGCUCACCGGAGGACUGCGGCAGGUCGUCCAAGGAGGAGAGCAGGCGGAGCAGGCGGUGAGGAGCGUGUGGAGAAGGAUGAUGCAUGUCAGAGCAUGCAACGUCUCGUUGACCGUCUCGACGGAGGAGGCGGCGCUGAUGGUAUCUUGCUCGGGUAUGCCGCUCGGGUUCUCCUGCGAGGAGGAGGGAGGGAGGCGAGUGAGGAUCGACCUCGGGCAUCUGUCAGCUGGCGAGCAACGUCAUAUCCCACUUGUGCUCACGAGGAGCCGCGAGGCAGAGAAACUCCUUCACAACGGCAUCAUGCCGGAGGGGAGGCGGAUGAAGUCGGCGAUCGCCAUGUUGGAGGCUGGGAAGCUGGAAGGAGAUGCAGGAGGAGGAGGAGCAGAUGGAGGAGGAGGAAGCGGAGGAGAGGCAGGGGGAGGAGGGAGAGGAGGAGAAGGAGGUCAGGUGACGAACUGGAACCGCUGGAGGAGGGAGGGGGGCAAGAGGAUGGACGUGCUGCGGGAGGAGCUCGACAAGUCAUCGUUGCUGCUCCACAAGAGGCUCCCGCAGGAGUGGACGAUGCUGGAUCAGCUCAAGACCGACGCCGCCCGGUGCAAGCGGAUCUUGUUCCAGCUCCAUCCCCUCCUCGCCAGCUCUCUCCUGCAGGAGCUCGCGCACGCGCACCGGCUCGAGCAUCCCCUGCUGGCCUCGGGGAAGUUUUACGAGACAGGAAGGGAACGAGGGAAGGGGAAAGGAGUAGAGAGGCUGAAGUAG